Molecule: messenger RNA, 780 nt
Organism: Kwoniella botswanensis
Lineage: Eukaryota; Fungi; Basidiomycota; Tremellomycetes; Tremellales; Cryptococcaceae
Exons: 1
Coding region: 1-780 (259 amino acids)
Source: RefSeq, a predicted model, not a curated record
AUGCCAACUUCCGAUCCAAGCUCGAGAAGUAGAUCCGAAAGAUUCAAAGACGGUUGUGAACGUGCUGUCGCUAAAUACUUUCCUGGCUCAUCUUCAGGCCAGAACUACAGGAAGAGAUCGCCCUUUGAAUAUGCCCUAAAGCCAUACGCGCAGUUGAAUGAGAUCACUACCCUACAUUAUGGAGGUAUGGCAAAUUGGACUAAACCUGAACAGACCAUCACUCUCACUGCAGACUCCCCUGAUGACGUGAAUGAGAUCGAAUAUGUCCAAGUCACCUCGGAGUCUACCAAUGACACUAUCUGUCGACUAAAAAUGACUGAUGAGAAUGAUCCAAAGGGCAGUCAAUUGGGAGAAGCCGAUGUAAAGAUCAGUAUGAAAAGUGUCCUCAAAGUUGAUCCGGUCCAAUUCAUUCGACAAACGUCCGAGAAGGGUAAAAGGUGGUAUCGACCUCUUGGAACCUCUGAGCGGGAAUGGAACUAUAAAUUCGAAAAUAUGUCAGAACUGGAAAAGUCAUUGCCUGAGUUCAGAGGGAUGGUUCGAUCCUUCAAAUCAGGAUGCAACGAUUGGUUAGGUCAAGUCAAAAUCGAUCUUUCGAAUAGAGAGGAUAUCACAAGAGAAACAAAAUCUUUCUCAAUGACAGCCGUGAAAACGAUCGAUAGCACUGAUCCAAUUAAGCUUCAGUUUUCCGUUAAUGAACACACAACUGAUCGAACGAUACCUGUUGUUGGUCAAGAGGUCUUGACGGCAGAUUUCCAAGUGUCUAAUUGUCAAUGGAGAUGA